Pocillopora damicornis (cauliflower coral) is the source of this 2268-nucleotide messenger RNA. RefSeq lists its product as uncharacterized. Gene Ontology annotation, molecular function: cytokine binding; cytokine receptor activity. The record is from RefSeq and is a predicted model, not a curated record. Gene Ontology annotation, biological process: cell-cell adhesion; cytokine-mediated signaling pathway. Gene Ontology annotation, cellular component: signaling receptor complex; external side of plasma membrane. NCBI's taxonomy places the organism in Eukaryota, Metazoa, Cnidaria, Anthozoa, Scleractinia, Pocilloporidae.
UUGUAUUCUCCACCGAGCCAAAGAAAACAGAACCGACUUUAUCAAGGACUGUAGCAACUGUUCAAUCAACACUUUCCUCAGAGAAGGCUGCAACAAGCCAUCCGUCUGAGCCGUUCACACCAGUGGUUGCUAAACUUGAUCAAGCAAGAAAAACAUCUAAGGACAACAUGCUAAACAAAAUUCUCAUAAUUGGUGCUCCUGUGGGCGGCGCCAUUCUCCUGGUCAUCAUAUUCGUAAUUGUCUUCUCCUUAGCGCGGAAACGUUCACGCAAAAGAAGACAGCUGCUUCAAAAUGGCGCCAAGCCAAGGCGGUCGAGAGAUAUGGUAACAAGAGGGGCGUACAGCGUCCGAUAUGAGUCUCCUUCCGCGGCAUCCACCCUCGGUGGAGACUCCAUGACCGAGGGGCUGUUAUCUACUUCAGAUGAACCAGAUCAACCUGAAAUUCUUGUAGAGCAACCAAAUGGAACAGUACCGAGCACAGACACGGAAAAUGUCCCUUUGGUGGCUUCCGGUUAUUCAGAAAAAUGCGAUCCUUUGCGGGUUGAUUUGAAUUCGGAGCAGAGUAAACUCGACGACGGGGCAUCUGCGGGAUUGUACGACAGUAUUGGAUCUCUGACAAAAAUUGGAUGCGCGCCCAAUGGCAAAAGUGAUGAUGAAGAUCGUUAUGUCACUCAAGAUCAAAUCAACGCCGCGCGCCAAGCCACGUGUGAGAGGUCUCAGGCUCAGGCUUCUCUGGACGAGGGUCAUUAUAAAACACCCAAAGAAGUAGCGAUGGAGGACUUCUAUAAAAGACCUAAGGAUGUUCUUAAUGGCAGCAACACGUACGUGAAUAUGAAUGGACCGCAAACAGAAAACUUAUAUGAAACCGUCGGGCCAAAAAGGCCUGAGGAGCCAGUAUACGAGAAUACGCCCGGUGGUGCUGAGGAGCACGCAGAUACUGAGGGUGGAAUACGACCCGAUUUAUUGUAAAAAGAAACAUAGAAGACUUUUGCAGUACAGGAAUAAAUUUUUUCUCAAACGUUUAGGUAAACAUCAUUGGAAGCCUUGACAGCUAACUUAGAAGAGUGAUGAGGCACGGUCUUCUUAAGCAAUGAAGUGUUUUUCGUAUUACUAUAACUAAAGUAAUCAAAACGGCCCCCACAGGUUUAUGAAGCGCGGGAAAACGCGUGCGACCUGAUUGGUUGCGAGUGUGGAAUGAGUUUUCUGGACCAAUAGCGAAGCGAGGUGAAGAAAAACGUAACGAAUGCAAUCGUGGUUAACCCUUUUCCUCCUAAGAGUGACUGGCAUCUAAUUUCUCCCUACAAUAUCAGCCCUGAAUCACUCGUUAAAGUCACGAGAAUAAAAGAAAUGAUCAACAAUUGAAGCUCUUGAUUGUUUAACAAAUUCUCCUUGUCAGCACCUAAAGAAAUGUAUCGAGAACAGUAUGGAGAAUAUGCAUACUGAUAUUAGGGUCUAAAGGGUUAAGCCACGAUUACUUUUGACACUCAUUCUAAGAAAAAGGAGCGAGGAUUUAUACGAGCGUCUUAUGUCCGAUAAAAAGGGACAGGUGCUCUUUUCUCGCCCGUGCCCGCUUCUACGCACGCAUAUACAACUCUCGCCCAUCUUUCCUAGUCUGUUCUUGUUACUACGUAUUACAUUGGCCAACAGAAACUUUACUACGGUUUCUCAGAGUGUUCAUAAAUGAGGACAAUUAUUUUUCAGGUCGCACGACGGUUUCUUUGAACACGUAAAUUGUAGAUAACGAGGAAGAAAAAUUGAAUGUACUAUUUCACCCCUUCUUUUCAAAUUUUUCCUCGACCAUGUCUCCUCCUCCCCGAGUUUUCCUAUUUCCUUUAUACCGUCCGUAGAAUCGUUAUCUUUCGGCCAGUACGAAGACUUACCGAAUUUGACUUCGCAAUGACUGGGCAAAUGUCGUAAGGCUUCGUCUUCGUUUCAAGCCCAAUAACAGUAAUACUGCAAGUGGAUAGGAGGGGGAGGGGAGGGGAGUGUUUGGGUUUUGUUAAAAAACAUAGAAGUAACUUUAAAACUAGUUUUGUUUAAGAGCAAAAAAUUCAUAACAAUAGAUUUUUGUUGAACAUUUUUAAUGAUGUAUGACUAAGUCAAAAUGAAAAUAGAAUAAAAAUGCAAAGAAACAACUGCUGACUUAUAUCUUAAAUUCCACAUAAAUGAAACAUGCUCCCUUUUAGGGCUUAAAUAUUGCUUUGAGCUUGGGGAUAUUUAGUAAACGAUAACAAUAAAUAAAGCUCCAUGAGGCACGUUGUCAUUAAAA